Gigantopelta aegis is the source of this 7771-nucleotide messenger RNA. RefSeq names its product protein mel-28-like. Gene Ontology annotation, cellular component: nucleus. NCBI's taxonomy places the organism in Eukaryota, Metazoa, Mollusca, Gastropoda, Neomphalida, Peltospiridae. Gene Ontology annotation, molecular function: DNA binding. The record is from RefSeq and is a predicted model, not a curated record. Bases 132 to 4631 code for a protein of 1499 amino acids. The transcript is spliced from 7 exons.
AAGAACGAUAGCAUAUUUGACCUAUUUACAUACGUUUGCAUAAAGGUUGUUUUAAUCAAUGUAGCGUCGUUGAAGACUCUCCAAAAUCUGAAAUACGUCCGAAUGUGGUUUUAUUUCACAUAUUGUUAGAAAUGGAUCCUGAACAAUCUGAGUCCAGCAACGGUGUUUAUGCAGAAGGAGCUCAAAUUACAGAUGCAUCUGUUUUGCAGACACAGGAAAUUCCGAAAACAUUACUGCAGGAAGAUGGUGCUGGAGAUGUAGGAGGUGACCACACUGUGGCUGAAAGUGAAGACCCAGAUGGACUAAGCCCUGAGGUGUCUGCUAACACCCAUAAUAGUGCUGACGGUAAACGGUCAGAUUCCAUGCAGACUGGUGAUGAUGCUAUUGGUUUUGUGGAAGACUCCAAUGGUGAAAUUAUCACAGUUGUUCUAACAGAUGAAAAGAUGGAAGUGGUUAAUAGAGAAGAGCCAGUUUCUGAUAUAAAUGAAGAACACCAGGUGAUAGAACAGUCUAUUGAAACUGUGGAAGAGCAAGAAGAAAUUGUAGGUGGACAAGAAGAAAUUGUAGGUGAACAAGAAGAAAUUGUAGGUGGGCAGGAAGAAAUUGUGGAAGAACAAGAAGAAAUUGUGGAAGAACAAGAAGAAGAAAUUGUGGAAGAACAAGAAGAAAUUGUGGAAGGUCAAGAAGAGAUUGUUGGAGAACAAACAGAAACUGUGGAGCAAGAAGAAUUAAUUCCACUGAAUGAUGAUGAUGAUGAUGAUGAUGGCAGUAAAAGUCCAUCACAACUUUUGCAGCCUGGUGAAGCUCUUACUGGUGGAGCUGAAGAGGAUGGUGAAACUAGAAUAAUAAGCUUGGAGGAUGAUGAAGAAGAAGAAGAGGAAGAAGAGUUAGAAGCCAAUCGAUCAUCCACAAAUAUUAAUCUUUUAGAAGAAGUUGCAAAGUCUCAGGAGAACAAUAGUUUAGUACCAGUAGUCGAAGAGACAAUUAUUAAGGAACAUUUUGUUCCACUUGAGAAUAAAGAUGAAAGUGUUUCUGUAAUGGAGAUCUCUGGAGUCAAAGAGACACGUCCACGCUCAGAUGAUACACUGGCUCCUCCCCAAAAUGAACAAGAAGCACAGUUAGCUAAAAUACAGGCUUUGGCUCAAAGUGUUCAAGCACAGGUAGAACCGUCUAAGCAAAUCAGUAAUGACCAAGGUGAUCAGUUGUCUGAAGAAGAAUCCAUUCAAAAUGAAUUGAAUUCUUCCAAGUCCAUACCUUCUGAAGAAGUGAAAAUGUCCACAAGAAGAGGACGUCAAAGAAAAGAUGAAGAUGUGAAGGAAAGUAAAUCAUCAGAUGCCAUUGUUACAACAGAUAAAGCUAAGAAAGGAAAGACUGUAAAAGAAACGGUUUUGUUAAAAGUUGAAAACACUGAAAAACGAAGUAGAAGAAACAUUAAAGUAAAUUCUAGUACAGAUGAACAGGAAAUAGAAAGUGAAAAGGUUACAGCUUCUGAAACAUCAAAGAAAAGAGGACGACCUCGCAGGGAGUUAGAAGCUGAGGGAAAAAAAGGUUCAUCCAAAAAGGAUACAGAAGCCGAAGAACAACCUGAAACUCCCAGGAGAAGAGGACGAUUACGCAAAGGAUCUGAAGUACAUGAUGAAAGUCAAUUGACAAAAAUUGGGUCAAAAGAAGAUCAAGAAUUGGACAGCGAAAAGGCUUUGAAUGAAACACACAAAAAAAGAGGGCAACUAAGUAAGGAGUCUGAUGAAAGCAGUGAGAGUCCUGAACCAAGAAGAGGAAGAGGUAGACUUCGUAAAGAAAUUGAACCAGAUACUGAAAACCUCACUGCAUCUGAGAAAAAGAAAGGACGUGGUAGAGCAUCAACAAAAGAAGCUAUUGAAGAUGAACCAACAUCUCAAGUGACAACUGAAGUUAAAAAGGGACGUGGAAGACCUUCAAGGAAAAGUUUAGAUGCUGAACCAGUGGUCAGUGUAGAAGAAACUCCCAAAAAUAAACGGGGCAGACCAUCUCAAAAAGAAACUGUUAAUGAUGAACAGUCUGGAGAAGCAGAGUUAAAAAGAGGAAGAGGAAGACCCACUAGGAAAUCUGAUGACACUGUAGAAAACAGUGCUUUAGAGGAAACUAGUGUCACACCAAAGAGAGGUCGUGGUCGACCAAAAGAAAUAGAUGCAGAAAUUGACAAUGAAGACUCUACAAAGGCAAAGAAAGGUGUCAGAUCUGAAGACAAACCUGAACAAAAACGGAGUCGUGGCCGGCCUUCAAAAGAUAAUGAGAUUGAGGAAGAGAAAGGAAAGAAAGUUAAAAAAUCUGAAACUCCCCAAAAAGGCACAGAGAGCAAACUGAGAGGUCGACCUGGUAAAGAUAUAGCUGAAGAAGAAAAUACCAAACAAGGGAAACGUAGCAAAGUGCAAAAAGAUGAUGAAGAAGAAGAUUCUAAUUCCAUUACCACUCCAAAAAUUACUAAGAAAAUAUUAACAGAUGAUGAAGAUAGUACUCCAAAACGAGGGAGAGGUAGACCUCCCAAAGUUGUAGAAAAUAUUAAGGAGGAAAUUUCUAGCAAAAUGGAUUCAUCUCAAGAAAAAACAAUCAUUCAAACACCAAAAGAAUCCCCUGCAACACCAAAAAGAGGCCGUCCAAGUAAAAACAAACCUGAGGACGUUGUAUCUGUAACACCUCGGAUUACAGAAUCACCCUCAAAGUCAGACAGAAAAAGAACCAGGGAUCAAGUGGAAGAGAUUUCAGUUGCAGAUGCUAGUACCAACAGUUCAGUAGCUGAAACUAGUACUCAGUUCACUUCAACACAAACCACCUCGCCAUCUCAGAGUGCACAGUCACAAAAGAAACGAAGAAUUAUGGUCGGGUUAUCUGGUACAGUAUCUACACCCACCACUGUUGGUACUACAGAGGUGACCAGAACUGCAGAACUACUGAACGAAGAUGAUGAAGAAACCUAUACUAUUGUUAAAGCUGAACCCAUGGAUGAUGAGGAGGAGGAGGAAGAGGAAGUAGGUGAAGAAAUUCCUGUUAGCUUGUCCACAUCCACCACACUGCAAAGCUCUGAUUCUUAUACAACUCCAUUAGUAUCCAUUCCAGAUUCUAAACGUGUCAUUAGAAUUAUACCUGGGACGCCAACUGGAACAGGGGAUGUCUACAAUAUUGAUCAAAUUGAUGAAGACGAAUUUGGUGAUGGUGAGAGACAGUCCAGUCAUGGUACUCAGACUGCACAUUUUGUUGAGGUUGAAACAAUAUUUGAGUCAGCUGGGCGUAGGUCUGUUCAAACACAAACUGAUCCUAGACUGAAAAAGAAAAAGUUUGGACCCCUGAAUGUUGAUGCAGAGGUAGAUGCAAUGGAUUUUGAUGAUGAUGAUGACGAUGAUGAAGACAGUCCAAGGAGGAGGCGAAGACGUGAGGAAGAUCCAAGCUUGUUUGAAGAUAAUGAACCUAGAAGAAAAUCUAUUAAGAGAAAUACAGAGGAGGCUUUGAAAUGUCCAUUUUGCGAUAAAGCUUUCAUUGGAUUGGUGAAGCAUAUUAAAAGUAAACACAAAGAUGAGCCAGAUUAUGACGAGGAAAUGCGAAAUGCUAAGUGGCGGGAGCGAAUCAUGAAAGUGUCUACGACAGGUGUUGAUGAUUCAGGAGAGACAUGCACUGAAUGUGGCAAGGUCACCAAGAAUAUGAAACGCCAUAUGGAGCUGCAUCAACAGAAUCGAAUGCAAAUUCCAUGUCCCAUCUGUGGAAAGGUUGUUCUGAAGACGGGCAUGAGUUCUCACAUGCGUACCGUUCACUCUGGCCGACGUCCAUACAAGUGUCCACACUGUGACUACACCUCCGCAUUCCGAGGAAAUCUGAAUACACACAUCAAGGGAAUGCAUUUGCACACCAGGCAGUAUUUGUGCAACACCUGCAAGGCUGCGUUUAAGACUCUAGGAGCUCUGAUUGGUCACACGAAGCGUGUACAUGAAGGCUGGAAGUCGCCCAAUCAGAAGAUUUUCAUCUGCUCUGUGUGUGAGAAGCGUUUCACCAAGAAGUACCACGUGGAUCGACACAUGCUCAUUCACACUGGAGAGAAGCCCCACAAGUGCAGUGACUGCGGACGCUGCUUCAACAACAAGUCCAACCUCAUGUCGCACAUCCAGCUCGUUCACAAGAAGCUGUCGCCAUACAUGUGUGACAUGUGUCAUGAAACAUUCAAACGCAAGAAACUUCUGCUCGAACAUAUUGGCAAGAUUCAUGUAGCACAUGGAGAAGCAGCCAAAGCCAUGCAGGCGUACAUUCGUAAGAUUGAGGAUGAGGUGCCUGACGACAUGGAUGAGCUGGAGGAGGAGCACACGGUGACGCUGACGGAGCAGGAGGUGCAGGAGAAUGAGGACGGCAGCACCACCGUGUACGCCACCAUGUCCGACGGAACCUACACCGCCAUAGUGACAGACGCCUCACAGGUUUUACAAGGACAGACAUUUACAACACUGCAGACAGAGGGUGGACAGGAGACGAUCAUCAUUGUACAGGCAGCUGACCCCAACGAGGUCACUCAUGCCAUUGUAGAGCAGGACGAGCCUAUUCAGUUCGCCAUGCAGCCCACCUCGGAGGUGUCUGGCACCACAGAUAACACCAUCUACACAGAAAUGCCGUAAUCACUCCUUGUCUCAGUAUGACAGAUCCAGACAUGUUCACAUGUGACUCGACCCAAGACAGUGAUGGUUCUUUUACUGAAUCUGUUUUGUCGUAAUUUCUGAAGUGCUUGAGAUACUAGAAUAAAAUCUAUUGCAAAUGCAUCAUGAUAAAUCAAAUUUAAUGUUUAAUAUCACUUGGUGCAGUUUAAUGGUCAGUAGAUGUCAGCUAUAAUGAUUUAGAAUCACAAAGUGUAAAUAAACAAAUGCGAUAAUGUAUACAGAAUGGGCGGAAGAGAUUUGAAAACCUUACUUGGUAUUGAUAUUUCCUUCCAUGGAGAGUUAUUUCCCCUGUACUGCAUUUUUAUAGCUGUGUAUUAUGGAAGUACUGACUGGCUGAAAACGAGAUUGUUUUAAUUAAUAUUCUUAAGCAAUUACUAUUACUGUAUGUUGCUUAUAUUUCAAAAAGACUUGCAUAAAUUUGCUAUCUAAAAUUGCUAGGAAGACAUUUUAAAAUGUAUACAUGUGUAGACGUGUAGACUGCUUUCUGCAAGUAAAACAUGAACUAAAAAGAUACCCUGAGUCUUGAUUGUGUCAUGAGUUAUUUCAUAAAUGAGUGAUUUCUUUUAAAACACAAUUAAAUGGCCUUUAAACAAUGGCAUUUCAACCAUGUGCGUUGAGAUCUGCAUAAACACAUUUGCUUUGUCUUGAAUUAUCCAUAGAAGUAGGUAAGGUAAGCACAUUAUGUGUCUUGAUCAUAAGACAACAUUUUUACCAUAUAUAUUAUGCUUGUAUAUAAUUACCCCUUGAAUGCUGAAAUUGAAUCUUCUCUGUUUUAGAUAAAUAUUAAGUUCCUAUAAUGAUCUGGAUUUGGCAAAUUCCUGUUUUUGUCAUGCAUUUAUGAAGUCAAAAGGUGAAAUAAUGUUAGUUUCUCAUUUUAUCUCCAUUUCACACAAACCCUUAAGUCUUAAGUCAUUGAGUUUAUAGUUUAUCUAUGAAUGUUCAUCUCUUAUGCAUGUUAAAAACAAAAAAAUUUAAUUUAUGCAAACUUUAAUUCUUUUAAAGUUUAAUUAAAAAUAUAGUUUUAAUUUGCAUUGAGAUGAACUUUUAUGGAUUUUUAUUAAUGCAGUUUGUGGAUGCAAUUUAUGGUAGGUCAUUUCUUAGCUAACCCCUGAUAUAUGAAUAUGGAUUGUUUUAUUGUAAGAAGUGAAAUAGACAGAAUAUUAGUGUUAAACCUGUUUACAUAUUAUGUUUAGACUUUUUGUGAUGUGCAUUAGAUAGAGGUAUCACAGUUUAAUGAAGAAUUGACUUAAUUAUUUGCUUUGUUAUUGAAAUAUUGUGACUCGUGUCAAUAGGUUUUGUUAAAAGCAUUAGGUUGUUUAUAUUCAUGUGAAUUUUUUUUUUGACAUGUAUGUGGUUAAAAAUAUUCUUAUGUUGUAUUAGUAUAUAUUUCCAGACAUUCAAAUCACUUGAUCAACAAUUGUAUGUAAUAGACUUAUGAAAUACAUUUUAAUUGAGCUGUUUGUGGAAACUGAAGUUAGUGUCUUGUUUCAUGUCUCCUUUGCUACUAGUCUUGGAAAGUGUUGGUAACCCACUUGUCUCUUAUCAGGUAAGAGAGGAGCUUGUAAUAGAUGUGUUUAUUCACUUUAUCUUUUCUUUUUGUAAUGUAUCACAAACUUAUCUUACAUAGAGACCUAUUUCUUUUUAUGGGUAUUUUGUUACGUUUUUGUUAUUAAUGAAUUUAAAACUUUGAACAUUUUUUUUGUGAGUUACAGAAUAAGUUUAUUUUGUGACUGUUAAAUAUGUUUUAAAUCGGGUAUAAAGUGUGAUGUAACUAAGGUAAGACACCCACAAGUGAAAACUUUAUUAUUAUUAGAUGUACUAUGUUCUGUUAACUAAAAAUCCAUGAAACAGAAUAGGCAGUUUAGCUGUUGUUUGAGUAAUAUUACUGAAAGUAUGUGCAUUUUCUGAUAUUAUGUAGUUCUUGUUUAAUUUUUAUUAUUGCUAUUGUGUUCAGAUAAUUUACUUAAUUCACCUAAGCAUUCCUUAUAGCUCCUUAACUAUGGUUCUUUUAUUUUUAAAGACAUGUUUGUAAUGGAAAAUGUGAUUGACUUGGAUAAACUUUGUUUUCAUGUAGUCUGCAAUUCAUGAUAAACUGCUAAAGAACAGAAUACACCUUUGUAAAUUCACCAUUUAGUAAAAUUAAUCUGAUCAGUUUGGCCAUAUUAAUGCAUCAAAAUUGGAAUCUCUAACAGUAUAUCAGUUAGUAUGAUCACUGUUACAAUUCAGUUGCAGUAAACGUUCAAUGUCUAAUGGAUUUAAAACGGCAAUAAUCAUGGAGAAACACAUUUUACUGAGUGCCUUUAUUCUUAAAAUAUAUUUAUUUUUAAGAAGUUUAAAGUUGGUGCAUAAAUUUACGAGUGGUAUGUGUGGUUAUUUGCACACUUUCAAAAUGAAGUUUGGUCUAUUAUCAAUCAAAACAAAGAAAGUGUACAAAUAAUCAUGCAUACCAUGAGUAGGUUUAUGCAGUAACCGACUUGUACCAUGGCUUUAAGUGAAAUUGCAACGAGGAAGUUUGACUCGGUCAGAGGUGGGGGUUUAAAAAAAUGUGCUGUUAUAUACUUUUACUGCAUACUUUUGUCAAUGGGGAAAACAACCUAAGCAUGGUACUAUUACUCUUAAACAGUAUUUUAAAUUAAAAUUACUCAUUUUCAGACAUCGAAUGCACAUUUAUUUCUGGUUUGUUCUGUCAGUAUUGGAAGGUGUGAAUUCCUGCGUAAUGAACAAAAUAAUACAACACACUUAUCAUGUUUCCAUAAUAAUAUAUACAUACAGUGAAAUAUGGUUACAAUGACCAUCAUGACUACAACAUUUACACCAUCUGACCAUAAAUUGUCGAAACAAACGUACAUCAAUGUUAUUUUGUACAUUACACAGGAAUUCACAUCUUCUGAAACCAACAGAUAUCUGAAAACACCUCUUUACAACAUCAUUACAUAAUCAAAGAUGCCAUAACAGGUUGGCAGUACACAUGCACCCUGCAGACCUGUCAACCUUUAGUCAAGAGAAAGCAGGAGGUGUGUGUUGAAAAAGCAGGAGAUUUUGUCAAAAAGCAGGAGAUUUUUUAAAUUCACACAAUUUAACCCAAAAUCGCAAGAUUUAAA